UUUAGAUGGUGCAAGCACAGCCCUUGAACGUUUCAGUACCGCCGAAGCAGUGAAGUACCUGCAGUCACUGUCGGACGUUGGCUAAGUAUCAAAACGGGGACGGAUUGUGCCGCGCACUCGGCUCGAUACGUUCCUUCCUCUGGAACCCGCCCAAAUCUUCAGAAUCUAAUUUAGAGAUAAUUGUGUGUGGAAAUUCAGAACCGCCGGGAAGAGUACGGAAGUUCGGUUGCAGAACUCUGAUAUGAAAUGGAUCCAAUUGAAGCAACAAAAGAGCUUUCGUUUCGUGUCGGUUUUUCCGGCCACAGCGGCCAUCUCAGAGUCGAGCCUCUUUCAACUGUGGAGCGCUCCAGCCCUGUUAGAUCGCUCCCGGAUUUCAUACUUCCUCCCGCAUUUCCUAAGGAAACUCCCGAAACAAUAAAGGGCUACAUAGAAGAGACUUAUCUCCAGCCGAGGUUAGACCCUGAUGAAUUUUCCCCUGAAAAAGUGGGAAGACAGUGGGAUUUUGAUUGGUUUGAAAUGGCAAAAGUAUAUUUGGAUCCAUCACAACCAAGAUCAGUUGUGGUUCCCACUUGGGUGUUGCCAUUUGAACGACCAAAGAAGGACGGAACAACUGGAGGGACAUGGGAACCUUGUUCUGUGCAGGUGGAUGUUUCUGAGUUAAAUGUGGAAGCUCAAGAAUCUGGUUCACAGCCACGUGUGCCAGGACCGGCAAAAGAUUUUGUAAGGGGAAGCAUAAAUAAUCGUCCUUUUCGACCUGGUGGUUUGGAUGAUUCCCAAUCUGUUGAUAGAAUUCUUCCUGAUGCAGCUUCAAAUGGUGAGUGGGUUCAAGAAAUUCUAAAUGGUGGUCGUGCUCAAUUCGUUCCCCCUAUUUUAAAGCAAGGAUUGGACCUUGGUGAUCUCAAGGAAUAUCCUAACUCGUGGAACGUUUAUGAGGACCAAAGUUUAUUCAAGACCUCACCAGUUGAAAAUCUGCAGAAAGAAAUGUCUGUACAAUUUGAUGAUUUGUUCAAGAAGGCCUGGGAAGAGGAAGCCAUAGUAUCUGUGGAAGAUGGUGUGUGUUCUGGUGAAUCACCAAAAGCAGAAUCUAUUAAGCUAGAAGUUCAAGUAAAUCAGCUCGAAGGCUAUAGCAUUGCACCUGCAUUGGAAAAAUCUGUGUUGGAUGAAAUUUUGUCCCUUGAUUCUGGAGGAUUGUCAUUAAGAUCCGAUCAAGCUACUGACGAUGGUAGAGAAAAGAAGGAGCAGGCUUGGGUUGUAGUUGGUGGUCGCGAAGAGAUUUCUUUGCACUUCCAUGAGCUUGUACCUGAUAUGGCCCUUGAUUUUCCUUUCGAAUUGGACACUUUUCAAAAGGAGGCUAUAUAUCAUCUUGAAAAAGGGGAUUCUGUAUUUGUUGCUGCACAUACAUCAGCUGGAAAGACUGUUGUUGCGGAGUAUGCAUUUGCGCUAGCCACUAAACACUGUACUAGGGCUGUAUAUACAGCUCCCAUCAAAACCAUCAGUAAUCAGAAGUAUCGGGAUUUUUGUGGGAAAUUUGAUGUUGGACUUUUGACUGGCGAUGUCAGCUUGAGGCCAGAGGCUUCUUGUCUUAUAAUGACAACCGAAAUAUUAAGGUCAAUGCUUUAUCGAGGUGCUGAUAUUAUUCGUGAUAUUGAAUGGGUAAUAUUUGAUGAGGUGCACUAUGUCAAUGAUGUUGAAAGAGGUGUUGUUUGGGAAGAAGUUAUCAUUAUGCUUCCAAGGCAUAUCAAUAUUGUCCUUCUUUCAGCCACGGUUCCAAACACUAUCGAAUUUGCUGACUGGAUUGGUAGGACGAAGCAAAAAAGAAUUCAUGUCACUGGGACUACCAAAAGACCAGUACCUCUGGAGCACUGCAUAUUUUAUUCUGGUGAAUCGUAUAAAAUAUGUGAAAAUGAAAUUUUCUUAUCUCAUGGACUAAAAGCUGCCAAAGAUGCAUCCAAGAAAAAAACUUCAAGUGUUGCUAGCGGAUCCCAUGUUGGGGCUUCAGCAUCAAAUGAUGGAGCAAGGAAUCGAAAAAAUGAAAGCUUUAAUCGAAGCAAACAGAAUAAGCAUUCAGGUUCCCAGAAUUUAGGGAACUUUUCAGGAUCAAGUUGGGGAAAUCAAAAGAAUGGAGAUAGCCAAAACAAUUGGGGAUCAAGGAGAUCAGAUGCUUCUUCGUGGUUGUUACUUAUUAAUAAGCUCUCAAAGAAAUCUCUAUUACCCGUGGUUAUAUUUUGCUUCUCAAAAAAUCGUUGUGAUAAAUCAGCUGAUAGUAUCUACAGUAUUGACCUCACUAGUAGUUCUGAGAAAAGCGAAAUUCGCGUCUUUUGUGACAAAGCCUUUUCGCGUUUAAAGGGAUCUGACAGAACCUUACCCCAGAUUGUUAGAGUUCAAGGACUUCUUCAUAGAGGGAUAGGAGUGCAUCAUGCAGGUCUUCUUCCAAUUGUUAAAGAAGUUGUUGAAAUGCUAUUUUGUCGUGGCGUGAUA
This is a messenger RNA of Cucurbita pepo subsp. pepo (vegetable marrow), 2478 nucleotides long. The record is from RefSeq and is a predicted model, not a curated record. Lineage: Eukaryota; Viridiplantae; Streptophyta; Magnoliopsida; Cucurbitales; Cucurbitaceae.